Messenger RNA from Oncorhynchus nerka (sockeye salmon), 1739 nucleotides. RefSeq names its product sialoadhesin-like. The transcript has 9 exons. The coding region runs from base 36 to 1739 and encodes 567 amino acids. NCBI's taxonomy places the organism in Eukaryota, Metazoa, Chordata, Actinopteri, Salmoniformes, Salmonidae. The record is from RefSeq and is a predicted model, not a curated record.
UAUGUUUCUAAGACUGCAGGGUGGGAGAUGCAACAAUGGCCUUGAGAACAGCAGGAAGUGUGUUGGUGGUCUUUCUCUGGUCUGUAGCAGUUGUACUGGGUCAGGAUGGCUGGAGUGUGAAAUACACCACUCAGAGUAUCUGUGUCUUGAAGGGGUCAACAGUGGAUCUGACCUGCUCUUUCAGAUAUCCCAGAGGUAAAGUCACAUCAACCUUCUGGUUCACUAAAUGGGGGACUAGUGUAGAACCUAAAGAUCUAGGUCAGGACCCAGAGUAUGCAGGUCAUCUGGAGUAUCAUGGAGAUAAGAAGAAAGACUGUACCAUGAGAAUCACAGACCUGAGAGAGAGAGACUCAGCUGAGUACAAGUUCAGAUUACUAACAGAUCAGGAAGGAGGGAAAUAUUCUGGAAGUCCUGGAGUCACUUUGUCUGUCACAGGUAUAGUAAAGGUGUUUUUAUGUUCAAUUACAAUUAGUUCUGACAGUUGUUGUGGUGUUGUGGGUGAGAGCUGUAUGAAUGUGACUUACACCCAUCAGAGUAUCUGUGCUUUGAAAGGGUCAACAGUGGACAUAUCCUGCUUUUACACAGAUCCCAGUUGGCAUAACGUCACAGAAGUGUCCUGGUUCAACAAAUGGGAGUCUGGUGUCACUAAAGACCUGAGCCUGAACCCAGAGUAUGCAGAUAGUGUGAAAUACCAUCGACAAUCAGAAAAGGACUCCACCCUGAGAAUCACAGACCUGAGAGAAAGUGACUCAACUGAGUACAAGUUCAGAUUUACAACUGAUAAGGCAAGAUGGGGGUACAGCUUCCCUGGAACAACUCUGACUGUCACAGGUUCUCAGGUGGAGGUGACUCCUAAAUGGAGUUCAGAGUCGAAGACACUGUCCUGUAUCACCACAUGUACUCUGAGUAACCCCAACCCCAUCUAUAUCUGGUACAGGAACGGACAAAAUCUAGAUGAGAGCAACUCCCCCCAGUACAAAGACCCAGUCUCCAGUAACUAUGACGAUAGUUACUCCUCUGCUGUAAAAGGUCAUGAGGAUCUCCUCUCUCCUGCAGUGACUCCUGCUGCAGAGGGACAGAAGACACUGACCUAUGCUCCAAAGAACACCUCAGUGUCAGUCAGUCCCUCUGGUGAAAUAGUGGAGGGCAGUUCAGUGAAUCUGACCUGCAGCAGUGAUGCCAACCCACCUGUGGAUAAAUACACCUGGUACAAGAAGAACGUAACCUCACCAAAAGCAUCAGGACAGAGUUACAGCAUCACUAACAUCAUCUCUGAGGACAGAGGAGAAUAUUACUGUGAGGCCCAGAAUGGAAGAGGAUCUAUGAACUCUACAGCUCUGAUGAUCAUUGUAGCAGGGAAACAAACCUCAGUUCUGACUGCAGCUGUAGGAAUCAUAGUGGUUGUUCUGGUUGUCAUCCUCUGUCUCUCUGGACUCAUGUGGUUCAGGAAGACGGCCUCCAAACCCACCAACACAAGAGACACAGCAGACGUUGGACAGGGAGACUCUAGUCCAGUGUAUGACAACAUCUCAAACAUGGCCAUGAACUCUACUGCAACACAGACAGCUGACACAGAAAACCAGGAGGAUGUUCACUACGCCAGCGUCUACUUCUCUGGCUCCAAAAACCAGGAAGUGCUUCUGUACUCCACCGUCCAAGUGUCUCAGCCCCAGAAAGAGGAUGAGGAUGUCCAGUACGCUGCUCUGAAUUUCAACCUCCCCAGUGCUGCCACCCGGUGA